CGGCCGGGCUGCCAUCCCGGGGCCAGGAAGCGGCGGGCGGCGCCAUGGGGAACCGCUGCGGCUGCUGCGCCGGCCGCAGUUGCCCUUCGCUAUUGAAGAGGUACAAAGAAAAACCAGAUACAAGAAUCAGUAAGCCGAGUUUACAGACCCCGGAAAGCAACAAGGGCCUUGAGGUGGCCCCCGUCUACGAUGACGUCUCAGAGUUCCCGGUCUACGCCACGGUGAGCAAGCCGAAGAACAUGAAGCCGGAUGAAAGCAGCGUGCAUUAUGCCGACAUCCAGGUCUUCACCAAGCCCCGCGAACGCUCAGCCGGGGAGGUGAAAAACCUCCAGACGCAGAAUGCGACGGAAUACGCCACCCUCAAUUUCUCCCGAGCCCCCCUGAAAUACGACAACAAGAACGGGACUCUGGUAUAAGUGCCAAAGAGGCCAUUUCUGGAGGGAAAUGACAUCCAGGAACCGCAGGUGCUCAGUUGUUUCAGAAAAGGAAAAAAACAAAAAACACACACCACACACGCAUACACAAUCUGGAUCAGGUCAGCAUGGACUCUCGGAGGAAGAAUGGUUUUUUUUGUGUGUGGGGAGAAAAUGAGCCCUUUGGACGAUGGGAGGAGUGAAUAAGUUCCAGAGGGAAAAUGGCUUCUUGGAUGGUGUGAGCGAGCAAGAGAGCCAGCUGGAGGACAAAGCCCAGCCGAAAUAUGGAAUAAGCAACAUGGAAGUUUUGCAAGAUUUUUUUUUUU
Molecule: messenger RNA, 739 nt
Organism: Notechis scutatus (mainland tiger snake)
Lineage: Eukaryota; Metazoa; Chordata; Lepidosauria; Squamata; Elapidae
Gene: C7H11orf52
Product: chromosome 7 C11orf52 homolog
Cellular component (GO): extracellular exosome
Source: RefSeq, a predicted model, not a curated record